AUGCAGCGUACGAACAGUCGGCAGCAGAUCGAUCAAAUACCUGACCACCCUCUCGCGUCAGAUCCGAUACGACUAGAAGAAGGCUCCUUUUCCGCCGGCGCCGCCGUCGGCGGUGGCGGCGGCGGCGGCGGCAGCGGCGACGUCGGCGCUCCUCUCAACUCCCCGCAGCGCCGCGCGUCGCCGAUGCUGCAGCAGAUGCGCCUCCAGGCGUCGCUGUUUCUCCGUCGCUUGCUCCACCCGCGCGCGUUUCUCGGCACCAAAUGCGCAGUCGUCGCGCUCCUGUUCCUGCUUAUAACGGGGAUAUGCGCGGCGCUGGCGGGCGCGGCGGGGGGAUGGGGGACGCGCGCGGACUGGGUGGUGGCGGAAGAUGCGCGCGGGGGAGGCUUGCCUGGGGAGGUUCUUGUGGCGGUUGGCGGCAGUAGCGGGUGUGACAUUAACGAGCGAGUUAGCGUUCCUGUACCGGGGGAUGGAGAUGGGAGUACAGCCGACGGCGAGUCUGAACCAAUGGUUUUCCUGUCGAUUGGGGAUUUUGGAAACGCGAACGACUCACAAAAAGCUGUGGCUGCACAGAUGGGGGCAGUAGCAGAGGCAGCGGGGGCACGCUUUGUGGUGUCAGUGGGGGACAACGUGUAUGACAACGGGGUCACGGGGGAGGCGGAUCCGCUCUUCCACCGCGUCUUUGAAGGCGUGUACACACACCCAGCGCUGCAAGUGCGAUGGUACAUGUCACUGGGCGAUCACGACAACAAGGGCAGCGUGGCAGCACAGGUGGCUCACUCCCACGCCUCCUCCAAGUGGUACCUCCCCUCGCCCUACUACUCCCUCUCCCUGCCGCUGCCCCGCCCUCGCCCAACUGCCACCGGCACAGGGGAUUCAGGAGGAGGAGGAGAGGGAGUGGGGGAAGUGGGGGCGGAUGGGAUAGGCGCAGGAGAGGCAGGGGGAGCAGGAGUGGGAGGGGGAGGGGGAGAAGUGGAGGGCAGCAGCAGUGGUGGCGGUGAUGGUAGCAGUGGGGGAGGCAUAGAGGAGCACAUAGACUUCUUCUUCACCAACUCCAUUGGCCUCGAGGGAGUGCUGGGAGCUUCUAAUGACAAUGACCGGCGCUUCUUCUCUAACUACUCCCUCGACCUCGUCGGCCCUCAGGCAGGCAGGCAGCAGCUGCAGUGGCUGGAAGCACAGCUUCAGAAAAGCACAGCCCGAUGGAAAGUGGUGGUAGGCCAUCGGCCCAUCAUCACAGCAGGAGUGCGCCCUCGCUUUCCUGCCGAGCCCCGCUUCUCCUCCUUGCUGCUGCCACUGCUGCACAAGUACCAAGUGGACGUCUAUCUCUUUGGCCACGACCACGUGGCGCAGCAUUUAGAGCGGUGCGGAGUGGUGCACGUGGGUAACGGCGUGGGGGGGUACAAGCGGCACUGGGUGCAUCCCACGGGCGACACAGUGUGGGCCGACUCCUCUUUCUUUGGCUUUCUCAAGCACGCUGCCACUCGCCACUGGCUGGACUUCACUUUCAUUGCUGCCAAUGGCAGCAUAAUGCAUUCCUUCCGCUUGCCACACCGCUCACUCAGACCUCACCCCUCUGCACCGCUCUCCACGCCUCUGUCUUCGAACUCCCCGUCUCUCCCUCGCUCUCUCUCACGGCGGAUGCAAUUGGAGGUUAAGGAGAGCGACGAGAGGGAGGAGGUGCAUGAGGAGAAUGGCAGGUUGGGUUUAUAG
This is a messenger RNA of Closterium sp. Naga37s-1, 1707 nucleotides long. Lineage: Eukaryota; Viridiplantae; Streptophyta; Zygnematophyceae; Desmidiales; Closteriaceae. The record is from the annotation of a GenBank genome assembly.